UCACCUCCAAUUCCACCGAAGCAACGUCAUGUUAUUCAAUAUAUGCAGACUUUUGGAAACAAAAGCGAAGAUCAGGACGACUUCUUCAAGGGCUCAACACUUGCUUCAUACAUUGUGUUGAACGAUAAUCUACGUUAUCAUGAGGAACAGUACAAGAAACGAAUUUCAUUCGAAUUUUCAUUAUCCAGAGCAGCUGUGUCAAGUCAGAACUUCUCUGAUUUGAGCCAACUGUUACAGUACACUGAAAAUGACAGAAUUAUACUGCCAAAACGAUAUAUGGAUGAGAAUGAACCCGUCUCGAAAGAAACAACCUCGCUGUCAUCUUCGGAAGCCCCAGAAAUUUUGGAAUGCGUUGAUGUGACAGACUGGCUAAUGCUACGAGCACACGAUGCGGUUUCCAAACCCAACGAAGUUCGUGGUGGACCUAAAGACGCAUUAAUUGCUUUUGCGACGCAGCCUUCAGGAUCAUUACUUUAUCAAGAGGCUUUUCUCACAACAUAUCGCAGCUUUGUUGAGUCGGAUGAACUUAUCCAAAAAUUGAUUAAAAGGUAUUUGUUUAUGUGUACCGUAAAAGAACAGCAGUCAGUGAAAGUGGCUCGCCAAACUUUUUCAAUAUUGGUACGAGUAGUUGAUGAGUUGUGCGCGGUGGAACAAACACGAAAACUUAUUCGUCUAAUUACAAAAUUCAUAAAUCGCCUUGUUAAGGACGAAAAUUACACCUUUGCAAGGGUUUUGAGGAGAAGACUAAUGUCACGAAUGGACCUAAAGUCAACACAAAUGGCCACAUCAAAGGAGAGAAUUAAUAUGAGAGGACUGAAUUCAAGGCAUCUAACAAUAUUUGAUAUUCGCUCUGCAAUUAUCGCCAAACAAAUGACUUAUUUGGAUGCAGAAUUGUUCCAUAUGAUUGAGCCAGCUGAAAUGCUUUGGUGGGCACAAGAACAAAACGAGAAAAAAAGCCCAAACUUGUGCCGUUUUACCGAGCAUUUUAACAAGGUCUCAUACUGGGUCCGAACUCUCGUCUUGACACCAAGUGAGCAGAAAACACGUGAAAAAAUGAUGUCGAAAUUUGUCAAAAUAAUGAAGCAUUUGCGCAUUGUGGGGAAUUACAAUUCCUAUUUGGCGAUCUUAUCAGCACUAGAUUCGAGCCCCAUCCGGAGACUGGAUUGGUCCAAACAUAUCACCGAUCUCUUGAAAGAACAUUCCGUUGUGAUGGACAGCUCACAUUCUUUCAAAAAUUAUCGCACAUUGCUGGGCGAAAGCCGUCCCCCAUGUUUGCCUUACAUAGGUCUUGUUCUGCAAGAUCUAACAUUUGUACAUAUCGGGAACAGCGAUUAUUUACCGCCAGAACAAAGCAAUGGUAGGAAGAAUCUCCUAAACUAUGGCAAAAGAUGGCAACAGUUUGCAAUUCUGGACAGUGUCCGAUGUUUCAAAAGCUGGAAUUACUCGAUAGAAAAGGAUGAAAAGGUUAUUCAGUUCUUUAAUGGAUUCAACAAUUAUUUGAGUGAAGAUGAGAUCUGGGAUCUAUCAGAAACAAUAAAACCGCGAACGCGAAAGAAUAAAUAA
Molecule: messenger RNA, 1563 nt
Organism: Cercopithifilaria johnstoni
Lineage: Eukaryota; Metazoa; Nematoda; Chromadorea; Rhabditida; Onchocercidae
Source: the annotation of a GenBank genome assembly